Lepus europaeus (European hare) is the source of this 1097-nucleotide messenger RNA. RefSeq names its product BUD23 rRNA methyltransferase and ribosome maturation factor (gene BUD23). The transcript is spliced from 12 exons. Gene Ontology annotation, biological process: rRNA (guanine-N7)-methylation. Gene Ontology annotation, molecular function: rRNA (guanine) methyltransferase activity. The coding region runs from base 42 to 887 and encodes 281 amino acids. Lineage: Eukaryota; Metazoa; Chordata; Mammalia; Lagomorpha; Leporidae. The record is from RefSeq and is a predicted model, not a curated record. Gene Ontology annotation, cellular component: nucleolus.
CCCGGAGUCGCCAGCAGCCGGCGUGGUCCAAAGACGCGAGGAUGGCGUCUCGCGGCGGCAGACCGGAGCAUUGCGGCCCCGCCGAGCUGUUUUACGACGAGAAUGAAGCCCGGAAAUACGUUCGCAACUCGCGGAUGAUUGAUGUCCAGACCAAGAUGGCUGGGCGGGCCUUGGAGCUCCUUUAUCUGCCUGAGGGUCAGCCCUGUUUUCUGUUGGACAUUGGCUGCGGCUCUGGGCUGAGUGGCGAUCACCUGUCAGAUGAGGGGCACUACUGGGUGGGCAUCGACAUCAGCCCUGCCAUGCUCGAUGCGGCCUUGGACCGAGAGACGCAGGGAGACCUGUUUCUGGGGGACAUGGGCCAGGGCAUCCCCUUCAAGCCAGGCUCCUUUGACGGCUGCAUCAGCAUCUCUGCCGUACAGUGGCUGUGCAGUUCUAACAAGAAGUCUGACAUCCCGGCCAAGCGCCUCUUGUGCUUCUUUUCUUCUCUCUACUCCGUGCUUGUGCGUGGAGCCCGAGCUGUCCUGCAGCUGUACCCCGAGAACUCAGAGCAGCUGGAGCUGAUCACGACGCAGGCCACGAGGGCCGGCUUCACUGGCGGUGUGGUGGUGGACUAUCCCAACAGUACUAAAGCCAAGAAGUUCUACCUCUGUCUGUUUUCUGGGCCCGUGACGGUUCUGCCAAAGGGCCUGAGUGAAAAUCCGGAUGAAGACGAAGCCAGUGAGUCCCGGUUCACCAACACGAGGGUCCCCUUCAGGCUCGAGAGGCGGUCACUGGUGAGGAAGAGCCGAGCGUGGGUGCUGGAGAAGAAGGAGCGGCACAGGCGGCAGGGCAAGGAGGUCAGACCUGACACGCGGUACACCGGCCGCAAGCGCAAGCCCCGCUUCUGAGCAGCCGCUGCGAGCAGGGGGACAGCUCUGGGGAGCCGCAGCCCCGGGCUGGACCACGUGGCCCCGGCAGGUUCCCUGUAUCGAAGCACGGACUUCACUAGUUGACAAAGUAGUUAUUUUAGAAAACUUCCAAAGUUGUAUUUUUCUUUACCAAAAAAAGUUCCGAGCAUAUUUUGUUCUAAAAGCAAUAAAAAAACCACUUCCUGUGCA